AUGAUCGACCAACUAGAUGCCUCGAAGGAUGCCAAUGACAAAAAGCUGCAUACCAAUUCCAUUCCGAACCAAGGUUCUGCCGUCCACGGCGCAUCCCUGCUCAUAGGCCUCCAGAUCGCGUCGCGCGCCAUCACCUUCGUAGCCAACCAGCUGCUGCUCCGCUUCCUAACCGCUCAGCUACUAGGAGUUUCAACUCAGCUCGAAGUCUACUACUUGUCCGUCCUAUUCUUCGCCCGCGAGAGUUUGCGCGUAGCUAUCCAGCGCCAGGAGAGCCCAUCUACUUCGCGUUCUGGUGACGGCCUAGCCAAGAAUGCGAGAGACAGCCAAUCUGUCGUGAACAUUGCGCAUAUAUCUCUCCUGUUAGGUCUGGGAGCUUCUGUCGGACUGGGCUGGGCCUACCUUAGCUAUGUCGACGUUGCUACCGCUGCUACGCCUUACCUCGAUGUCGCCCUCCGUAUAUACGCCGUGGCGGCUAUGGUCGAGUUACUCUCCGAGCCCGCCUUCGUGAUACUGCAAUAUCGAUUACGCUUUGGGCCUCGUGCCGCAGCCGAGUCUCUCGCCACAUUCUUUCGAUGCCUCGUUACCUUCGGGGCGGCUAAUUGGGCCUGGAGGAAGGGUUUGGAGAUUGGCGUCUUACCAUUUGCCCUCGGACAACUAGCCUACGGCACGGGACUCCUCGCUGUUUACGCGUGGUAUGGCGCACAAUUGGCGUCUGCCGAGGGUUUCUCCCUUUUCCUAAGGACAAGUCCUCCCUCGCAGAAAGGGACUAACAAGAAAGUAGAGACAGCGCAGGCUCUCGACACUGAUUAUGUACUCGGAUACUUUUAUGGACCGACCCUACAACUCGCAUAUAGCUUGACGGCUCAAUCGUUCGUAAAGCACCUCCUUACCCAGGGCGAUACAUUUCUAGUUUCCAUCCUCUCCGACUCGAGAUCCCAAGGCGUUUAUGCUCUCGCCAAUAACUACGGGAGCUUGCUUGCACGCUUAGUCUUCCAACCUAUCGAGGAGAGCAGUCGCAACUAUUUCAGCAAGCUACUCUCUUCUGCAAAGAGCUCUCCCGGAAAGCAAACCGUCGCCAAGGCGCGUUCGGAUUUACAGGCGCUCCUGAAGUUUUACGUCCUCUUAAGUACGGUGGUUAUUACCGUGGGGCCCUACGCUGCGCCUUUGGUGGUUCAGAUUGUCGCGGGCACCAAAUGGUCCGCCAGCGGAGCCGGAGCAGUGUUGGCGCGGUAUUGCUUAUAUAUCCCGCUCCUAGCUAUCAACGGCGUCGCGGAAGCGUUUGUAUCGUCGAUCGCCACGGAAUCCGAGGUGCACCGCCAGAGCUUGUGGAUGGGCGCCUUCAGUGUAGCAUUUGGCAUUGCCGGGUUUGUCUCGCUCCGAGUUUUGGACCUGGGCGCUGCCGGUCUCGUGUAUGCAAACGGCAUCAAUAUGCUAUGCCGCAUCAUCUGGAGCGGAACUUUUAUCACGCGGUAUUUUCGGGCUAACGAAAUCGACUUUAGCUGGAACAGUAUCCUUCCAAGUAACUUGGCCCUCACGACUGUUGCUGCUGCGGCGUUCUGGGCUUCCCUGGCGAGAGCCGGCAUUUCUAUCGGUAGCACAUCGCCAUACGUAUUUGUAGAUCUAAUCACGGUUGCAACUAGAGCCGUGCCCUUUGUAAUCAUCAUUGCCUAUGCCGAACGCAAAUACUUGCUAGACUGCUAUAAUUCCAUCCGCGGCCGUGGCGAAGCGUCAAGGUAA
Daldinia loculata is the source of this 1737-nucleotide messenger RNA. RefSeq names its product Rft-1-domain-containing protein. NCBI's taxonomy places the organism in Eukaryota, Fungi, Ascomycota, Sordariomycetes, Xylariales, Hypoxylaceae. Gene Ontology annotation, cellular component: endoplasmic reticulum membrane. Gene Ontology annotation, biological process: glycolipid translocation; dolichol-linked oligosaccharide biosynthetic process. The record is from RefSeq and is a predicted model, not a curated record. Bases 1 to 1737 code for a protein of 578 amino acids. The transcript is spliced from 2 exons.